Molecule: messenger RNA, 1712 nt
Organism: Bombina bombina (fire-bellied toad)
Lineage: Eukaryota; Metazoa; Chordata; Amphibia; Anura; Bombinatoridae
Gene: SRSF12
Product: serine and arginine rich splicing factor 12
Exons: 5
Coding region: 138-887 (249 amino acids)
Molecular function (GO): RNA binding
Source: RefSeq, a predicted model, not a curated record
UAUGCUAACAGGCAACCAGUAGUACGGUCCCUCCUGGAUACAACGUUCGUUUGUUGGCAGGUAUACGCGGGAUUCAGACUGAAACCACAUCACAAAGUCCUGUCUGAGAUUCACGGCUGUCCGGCUCCUGCCGCGUCAUGUCUAGAUAUUCGCGGCCACCCAACUCUUCCCUCUUCGUUAGGAAUGUGGCUGAUGCCACCAGGCCGGAGGAUUUGCGCCGUGAGUUUGGUCGGUAUGGCCCAAUAGUAGACGUUUACAUUCCACUUGACUUCUACCAUCGUCGCCCCCGAGGAUUUGCUUACAUACAGUUUGAAGAUGUUCGUGAUGCCGAAGAUGCCCUUUACAACCUCAAUAGAAAAUGGGUUUGUGGUCGACAGAUUGAAAUACAGUUUGCUCAGGGUGACAGAAAAACUCCCGGGCAAAUGAAAACUAAGGAACGUCGUAACUCCUCUCCAAAUGAUCGCAGAAGGUCUAGAAGUCGUAGUAGAAGGAGAACACGUAGCCGAAGCUCCUCUUGGGAUCGUGGCAGAAGAAGGUCAAAACACAGGAGGCAUUCUUACAGCCAUUCAAAGUCCCGCUCAAGGACACCUCCGAGACGUUCAAGAACACCACAAAAGCAUUCAUUGUCCAAAGGACGCUCCAAAUCGCCCGAGAAGUCUCCUUCUCGUUCCCCACCUAAGCAGUCUAGCUCUGGGCGAAAGUCUCGAUCUGGUCAGAGGCGGUCAGGCUCUACAUCAAAAUCUCCAUCAAAAUCUCCCCACAAAAAGAAUUCCAACUCUGUGUCACAAAAGGAAGCAGCUAGACGUUCCCGCUCUCGCUCGAGGUCGAGAUCCUGGUGUUACAAGGGCAAAAACAGCAGUCGGCAGUCUGGAUCUGAUGAUGAUUAGGAUCACUCUAAAACGCAUUGCUAUAGAGAGGAACGCUGAGCAUUCGUACACUAUGCGUUGCACAUCUCUAAUCUGCCAAGGAGCUGGUCAUAUCAUUCAGGCUUCCUAGUGUAUCUUAAUGUAUAAGAUAGCAUAUAAAUGACAUUUUUGAGAAAUUUAAGUGGGGCAUAUGUUUUUAAUAAAGCUCAAAUUGAAUAAACAGAAAACAUCAGUAUUCUUUACUCCUAUGGCCCCUAGUGUGUGUGUGUUUUUUUUGUUUGUUUUUUUUUCCCCCCCAUACAAAUGCAAUUCUAUAUUUUUUAUGUUUAGACAGUGUUUUGUUGCUAAUCAAUGUGAAAGGGGUAGUAAAGAAUGGUUACUUGGAUAUGUGAACUUUUUAUAUAGCAAAAAAAGGUUUUGUUAACUCUGUUAAUGAAUUAUUUGUAGCAACCUUUGUCAUGUAGUAUAGGUAUAUGCCUUUUGAUACAAAUGACGGAUGCCUAUUACCUAAAUAUUUUCAGAAACAUUAAAUGAUAAUUUGCCAUUCAAUAUAUGCAAGAUUUUGUAAGUGGUUUGGUGUUUUAAUGCACCUGCGGAAUUUUGUUUUCAUUAUCCAUUUUUUUUUUUUUUUUUUUUCAAAUAUUCUUUAGCUGAAAAUAUGGUUUAGCAUGAAAUUAAUUGUAUUUGUGUUUGCAGUGCUUAAGAAUGUAUUGCUUGUGUACUUUAGAUGCAAUAGUAUAAUUCCUUGUGCUUUAAAAUUUGUCCCCAAGUACUGUCUGAAAUGGUAGUGUUGGAGACUAGUUACAUAUUUUGUUUAACAAUUUUAAUAAAUGAAAGAAAAGCUAA